AUGUCUAAACCUGUAGAAAAACCUUACGGGAUAACCAAUAUCAAAUCUGUCGUGCCUUUGCCGCUUGAUCUUGAGCGGUUAAACUAUGAUGCUUGGAGGGAGUUAUUCCAAACUCACUGCAUCAGUUAUGGGGUCUCUGAUCAUCUCGUUAUUGCCAAAGACAAACCGGAUGAUGAGGAAUGGAAUAGAAUCAAUUACGUUGUUAAGUCUUGGUUAUAUGCCACCUUAUUCGAAUCGCUACUUCAAAUGAUUUUGAAGAGAAACGCAACUGCUAGUCAAAUAUGGAAGAAUCUUGAAGACCUUUUUCGUGACAACAAAGACGCCAAAGUGAUUCAACUCGACAAUGAGCUUCGAAACAUUGUCAUGGGAGAUUCUUCUGUUACUGAUUACUGUGCCCGCAUAAAUUCCAUUGCAUAUCUCCUUGAUAACAUUGAAAGCACCUGUACCAUAAAAGAAUAG
Molecule: messenger RNA, 459 nt
Organism: Lactuca sativa (garden lettuce)
Lineage: Eukaryota; Viridiplantae; Streptophyta; Magnoliopsida; Asterales; Asteraceae
Source: RefSeq, a predicted model, not a curated record